Molecule: messenger RNA, 1740 nt
Organism: Cylicocyclus nassatus
Lineage: Eukaryota; Metazoa; Nematoda; Chromadorea; Rhabditida; Strongylidae
Source: the annotation of a GenBank genome assembly
AUGGUAUGUCCACAGUCUGCCGAAAAUUCACGCCAGCUAAUUAUUGAACCGAAGCCAAUCCGACCUUACUCGUUCACUGAUGGAAUUACUCUUUAUCAGCCUGCUCUCACUUGCUCAAUUCUUCCGAGCAGAGGAGCAGCAGCAGGUAAUGCUUCAAUAUCACUCAAAAACUGCUUGGCUGUCUUCCCCUUAAUAUGCACCAUCUGCAGCCCAGAUACCUCCACCAGCGCUUUCUUCCCACUUCUCAAUUCACGUCUGACAAACGACUCCUCUCCAGACGAAUCAUGGUUGUCGCACUACACAGACUCACGAGAUGGAGUUGAGUUGCCAUCGCUGGAAUCUGAAGAUAUUGAUUCACCGAGCGUUUGUGGAAUUUGUAACGACCGCUCGUCGGGAAUGCACUAUGGGAUUUACACAUGUGAGGGAUGCAAGGGCUUCUUCAAAAGAACUGUGCAAAAUAAACGCAUAUACUCUUGCGUUGGUGCAGAUGGAGCAUGUCCUAUGACAAAAGAACAUAGAAAUAGGUGUCAAUUCUGCCGAUUUCAAAAAUGUCUCCAGCGAGGAAUGGUUUUGGAAGCUGUUCGCGAAGAUCGCAUGCCUGGUGGGAGAAAUGGAAGCACUGUGUACAACCUAUACAAGGUUUCUCUCCAGAGUAACGCAGAUGAUAUGGCUGGUCUAGAGGGGUUAUUGAGAACGCUGAACAUGGAUGUCAUAUCGAUUUUGUACGAUCCCAAAAAUCCACGAAAAGGCUCUAUCAUGCGAAAUGAACGCAAUAUUUUACUAUCCAAUAAAACGUCUCAGAUCCGAGUGAUGCACCAUGUGCAGCACGUCAGAAAUUUGUUGAAUACAUUCACAUACUGCACGGAUACAUUCUUUAUGAAGAAACGCUGUAUUCCCCUCUUACGAACGAAAACGCCGUAUGACUUCUCUUUUCAGGAGCUGAUUGAGAUUGAUCAAAUCGAAAAGCUCAUCGAUCUGCGAGGCUUGAGAAUUCUUCCGAUAAAAGACAGCUGCGAAGAAUUAGCUCCCGCGUGCCAGCGUCUCAGUCGAAUCGGAGACGAAAUCGUUGAACAGUUAGUGGAGUGGACAAAGAUGUUACCCUUCUAUGGCGAGCUACCGGUAGAAGUGCACACCCAUCUUUUGACCCAGCGAUGGGCCGAAUUGGUGCUGUUGUCAGCUUGUUUUUAUUCAUGUUCCAACGCCACACAAGUUGCCGAUGAUGCUGUCGUGUCCACCACAAUGGCCGAUGGUGACGAAGAGGUCUCGUUCUUGGAUUCUGCUGCCAACAUUCGUCUUCUUCAAAAACGUCUAUCAGCUGUGAUGGGAAAACCGAUACCGCUCGAACAUGUAAUCAAGGAAGCCGGUCCACUCGUUGAGAAGUUCACCACCCUGCUUUAUUCGUUUUCGAAAAUGAGGAUAACUACGGAGGCGUAUGUUUGUAUCAAGGCAAUCACGCUUUUUCACUACAAUAGGAACCCAGAGUGGAGUAAUAGCAAUCAUUUGGACAAACCGCAAUUUCUACAGAAGGUCACGCUUAUUCAAGAUCAAUUCGUCAAAGCUCUACAAAUCCAUCUCAUUCAAAAUGAAGAGGCGGCGCGUUUGAGCGAUAUUCUCACAUGGCAACCACUUUCUGUAAGUGUUAAUAACCUAAUACAACAAAAAAAAAUUUUUUAUGUAAAGUCAACAAUUUCUGAAAAAAAAGUAAAAUUGAACUGUAGCAACGAAUGCGAUCGACGUUGA